CACUGAGCCUCUGUGGCCGCAGGAAGGCUCCUUCAGUCCGGCCGCUGUCUCUGCAGUCCACCCUGACGAAACGUAACUUGAAUGAAACAACAGGAAGUCCUUCGCCGGAAAGCAGAGUGGAGGGAAAGACCAAACUCACGGACAUUUUGGCAGCAUGGACUCCGAACGCCAAAGCGAUGUGGUGGAGCGUCUGGUCAGCGAACUCGGUGCUCUGCUGAAGAUGUUGGAUCACGAAAGCAUCAGCCCAGCCACAGCAGACAAGAUGGCGUCCGUACGCAACAUCCUGGAUGCGCUGCAGGUGUCAGUCGGCAAAUCUGAUGUUUACAUGAACAGCUGUCUCUAUGGCAACGGCACCAGCUUUGUCGAGUCUUUGUUUGACCACUUUGCAGACUGUGAUCUCCAGGCGCUCAGCACCUCCCCUGUCCAGCAGAGGGAGCACACGGAGGAAGAGGAGGAGACGCUUCCAGAUAAAUCGAGGCCCACUGAUACGCCCCCUCCACUGCCUGCCACUCCCCUCCCUGAGGACUACUACGAGGAGGCCGUUCCUCUUCAUUCAGGCUCUGCCCCCCAGUACUUCACCACCAACAUGGACCCAGCUUCCAGGAACUCAGAGGAAGACGCCUACUAUGAAGAUGCAGACAACAACUACCCAACCACUAGGAUCAGUGGGCCUCCCAAAAACUCCUAUAACGACUCAGACGCUUUGAGCAGCUCCUAUGAGUCGUACGAGGAGGAGGAAGAGGAGGCCAAAGCACGGGGUCCUUCCCAGAGAUGGACCGCUGAUGAGAGUCCAGAUGGGCCGGUCCGGGACUGCAGAAUAUGUGCUUUCUUGUCGCGGAAGAAGCGCUUUGGCCAGUGGGCCAAACAGCUGGUGGUGGUUCGAGACAACAAACUGCAGUGCUACAAGAGCAUCAAGGAGAGCACGCCCCAUACAGAGCUCCCCCUCAACCUGUGCAAAGUCAUCUAUGUCAACAAGGAGGGCCGCAAAAAGAGACACGAGCUGCGCUUUUCCCUGCCGGGUGGAGAGGUUCUGGUUCUGGCUGUGCAGAGCAAAGAGCAAGCCCAACGAUGGCUCAAAGUGGUGCAAGAUGCUGGCAGCCAUUGUGGCAACAUUGACGGCCUGAGUGGAUCCACCUCUCCCGUAGUUGACAGAAAGCUGGAGCUGGACAAGGCUGACAGGCAGACGUCGGACUCGGACAGCGGACCAACAGCAGAUUGUCAACCAGCCACACAUGGACCAGGACCUGGGUCAGGACGGAAUGCUGGCGACACACUGACCAAAGGAAAACGGGGCGCCUUUUCAGAACUGACAGGAUCGAUGAGCCGAGCAGCCGGGAAGAAGAUCAACCAAAUCAUUACCUUCUCCAAACGCAAGGCGCCGUCUGGUCACCAUGACAACCCUCGCUGUGGCUAUCUGAGCGUGUGUGUGGGCGGAGUUUGGAAGGAUCGCUGGUGCGCGGUGCGAGCAGGAAGUCUCUACCUGCAGAGGGACCCCGGCGACCAGCGGCCCCCUGUAAUGGUGGUUCCCCUGAGAGGGAGUGAGGUGGUCCCGGGAGGGUGUGGCCCCAAACAUCCCUUUUCCUUCCGCAUCCUGCAGGGAAGCGCAGAGCUAGCGUCCUUGGAGGCCAGCUGCUCUGAGACAUUGGGGCGCUGGCUGGGCGUCCUGUUUGCCGAAACGGGCAACGCCACGCUACCUGAGGAGCUUCACUACGACUACAUCGACGUGGACACGCUGACGGACAUACGCCAUGCUGCCAGACACUCCUUCCUGUGGGCCACGUCCGCCGCCACCGGAGACUCCAGCACAUAUGAUGAGGUUUAUGAAAGUGUGGAGGAUGAGGAGGAGGAGGAGGGCAGGGCCAGAGGUGGCCAGGUGAGACGCCAUGCCUCCUUUUCCAGUAGGGACUCUGAGAAGACAGAGCAACAGGCUGCCAUCAAGAGACACGCCUCCAACGUCAACCAGUACGGACGCUAUGGGAAACUGCGGGCAGAGGAGGACGCCAGACGCUACCUGAUGCAGCAGGAAGAGCUAGAGGGGCAGAAGGAGCAACUCAGACACGCCCUCAUUUCCCUCCGCAGGGAGAAGAAGGACCUGAAGACAAGCGGCGUGACAGAUGGUGUGGUCGAGCGGCGGCUGGCUCAGCUGGAGGCACUAUGUAAGCAAAAGGAGGAGGAGAGGGUGGAGCUUGAGCUCCGACUGACUGAAGUCAAAGACAACCUCAACAAGUCACUGGCCAGGGGUCAACUAGCUCCACCCACCAACGCCACUGUCAGCGCCAAGACGCAGGGCAGCAAGUUGGACAAAGUUUACAAUGACAUCAUUCCCGUCAAUUCAGCGUCCGAGCUCCGCAAACGACCUCCGUCGCUUUACGCCUCCUCCAAGGGUAAUGUCAUGCAAAAGGCAAAGGAGUGGGAGUCAAAGACGUGCACAUAGACGCUAAAAGAUGGAGGAUGCGGACAAAAGGAAAAGACAAAGAGGACGAGGGGACACUUUGCGUGUUUGGUAGGUUAGGUGGAGUCACACGUAGAGGCCCCUCCCCCCCAGCUCAUCGACAUAUCAUUCGGAAACCAAAGUGACUGGCACUGACAGUGCAUGUGAGCACGCACAGCGGCCACCUCCACUGAUUUGAUUUAAUGGAAAAGCAAAAGUUGUAAGUUAUUAUUAUUGUUAUGACUAUUAUUGUUACUGUGUGAAUACUGAAGAGCAUUUUCUUUCUUCUAUUUAUUUAUUUUUCCUAUUACGUCCUGCUCAACCGCUUCCUGUUUUUUUUUUUUCCAACCAAUUCAAACCAAACAAGUUCAGCUCAUUCCGGUCACAAAGGUUAUCAUUUCCAAAAAAACUCCCUCAUUUUCCACAACAGAAUUCCCAUUGAAAAUGAAAAGUUCCCAAUUCAAAGCAUUCACACCUAGAAAUACACUACUUUUGGACUAUUGAGCUUUACACAUUCCCAAUUGGCUCAAAAUUCCACCCCGUUAUUCCAUAUUUUCUAAACAGGAUUUCAUUUCAGCUGCUCUUCAGCAUUCACACACAAUUUGUAAACAAAUUGUCUCGCUUACUUCUUAUUAAUGUUGUUUCUACUGUUGCACUUUAUAUACUGUUUUACUUUGUGUUACACAACUUUAACAUAAAUACUUUAUCAACAGAGA
Molecule: messenger RNA, 3147 nt
Organism: Doryrhamphus excisus (bluestripe pipefish)
Lineage: Eukaryota; Metazoa; Chordata; Actinopteri; Syngnathiformes; Syngnathidae
Product: actin filament-associated protein 1-like 1
Cellular component (GO): cytosol
Molecular function (GO): SH3 domain binding
Source: RefSeq, a predicted model, not a curated record